Molecule: messenger RNA, 964 nt
Organism: Cavia porcellus (domestic guinea pig)
Lineage: Eukaryota; Metazoa; Chordata; Mammalia; Rodentia; Caviidae
Gene: Dmac1
Product: distal membrane arm assembly component 1
Exons: 4
Coding region: 1-807 (268 amino acids)
Biological process (GO): mitochondrial respiratory chain complex I assembly
Cellular component (GO): mitochondrial inner membrane
Source: RefSeq, a predicted model, not a curated record
AUGCUCUUGAGGGUAGAAAUUCCAGUUGUGAGCAACAGUAUGAGUCAAAAUGCUGCCUGUUUGUUGAAGGUUCUUCUGCUGGAUUCAGAUGAAAACCAUGAACUGGCAAAGUAUAGCUCUGCUGAAUUCAUUCUCGACUUUGGGAAACACGAAUUCAGCCUAUCUGACAUCCUUUGGCACCUGACUCCACAUGGAGCAUUUGAGGUGCUGAACAGGCCAGAAAUAGAGGUGACACCUCCUUCUCAGCGUACACGCACUGGGCACUGCUGUCCAGCCAGAGAGGACACACACAAGUUAAGAUCCAGUCCCUGCAGACUUGCACAGGGCCAGAUCCAGAACUACAUUUCCCUGCAGGCCCGGGGCUCCUUCUGGCGCAACGCUCCGGCGCUCUGCUUUCCGGCUGCUUUUACGUUAGAUCUCAGCGAAGGCUCUUACGGCGGGGCCGGGAUCCGGAAUAUGGGUUCUUCGCUUACCCGGCCACUUGACUCUUUAGAUCCUUCGAAGCUCCCUGUCCCUCGUGAAGGCUCCCGCUCUACCAACCCUGCGGCACCCGAUGCUUCGGAAGUGCCGCUCUCUCCGGUGCAAACCCCGUUGUUGCUUAAAAGCUGCUGGAGCUGUCGCCUCCUGUCCGGGUUUGGGCUGAUAGGGGCGGGCGCUUACGUGUACUUAGUGGCGCGGAGGCCCUUGAAGCUGGGAUACGCCCCGGGUCCCGGGACUAUUGCAAAAAUGACCAUCGGCAUCUGCAUUGGCUGUUGGGGUAUAAUUAUCCUGACAGACCCGAAGGGGAAGGGCUACCGCGUUGCUUGAAGUACCAUCAGUGAAGUCCUGUUCUGUCCCUGGCCCACUGACAUAGAUCAAGCAUGAGGUUUAUGAAUUUUCUGGACAUACACAAAUAUGGAUAGACUUCACUAUUUCGGAUGCUACAAGACUGAAAGGACAUUAAAAACAUUGGUUGUCAUUCUUU